This is a messenger RNA of Uranotaenia lowii, 548 nucleotides long. RefSeq names its product alpha-soluble NSF attachment protein-like. Gene Ontology annotation, cellular component: vacuolar membrane; SNARE complex. NCBI's taxonomy places the organism in Eukaryota, Metazoa, Arthropoda, Insecta, Diptera, Culicidae. The record is from RefSeq and is a predicted model, not a curated record. The annotation marks the transcript as partial. Gene Ontology annotation, biological process: intracellular protein transport; SNARE complex disassembly. The transcript has 3 exons. Gene Ontology annotation, molecular function: soluble NSF attachment protein activity; syntaxin binding.
AGUGCGUGAUUGCCUCAAACACAAAAGAAAAUCGACUUGGCAAGGAGAAAAAUCAAUAAUAAAAUUUUUCAUCAUCAUCCAGUAAGGAGUGUUUUCAGAUUCUUGCUACAGACUUUUGCGAUUCAGGCACUGUAGAAAGCUGAGAUUCGUGUAAAAGUAUCGAACCAGUGGCCAGCUAGUGAAUAACGAUGGCAGAUAACGAGCAAAAAGCGAUGCAGCUGAUGGCGGAAGCUGAGAAAAAGCUGAACUCAUCCAAGGGAUUUUUCGGAUCACUUUUUGGUGGCGGUUCGAACAAAGUAGAGGAAGCUGUUGAAUGCUACCAGCGGGCGGCCAACAUGUUUAAGAUGGCCAAAAAGUGGUCCCAGGCCGGAUCCGCUUUCUGUGAAGCGGCCAAUCUGCACUCGAAGGCUGGAAGUCGUCAUGAUGCUGCCACCAAUUAUGUUGAUGCUUCAAACUGUUACAAAAAGACGGACCCGAAUGAGGCUGUAAGUUGCCUGCUCAAGGCAAUCGACAUCUACACCGAUAUGGGUCGUUUCACGAUGGCGGCC